CAGCCUGUUUUAUCUCAACUGCAAGCAAACGGAAGCCAGCCGUUCAUUGACGCCAACGCAUGCGGUUCGUAAUUGUCUCGUGUGCAUCAAGUCAAAGAGUUUUCGUUCACCUGCAAUUGAGAACGCUUUUGAAGAAUGGCUUACAGAGGUCAAGGACAGAAGGUUCAGAAGGUUAUGGUUCAGCCAAUUAACCUAAUCUUCAGAUACCUCCAGAACCGCUCAAGGAUCCAGGUGUGGUUGUAUGAACAGGUCAACAUCAGAAUAGAAGGCUGCAUCAUUGGCUUUGAUGAGUACAUGAACUUGGUUCUUGAGGAUUCCGAGGAAGUCCACAUGAAGACAAGGAACAGGAAGCCACUGGGCUUUACCACACGAUUCCUGGUGAAUGAUACAAUGGGACGCUCUCAGCUCACCUGUGGCAUUUAUCCAGGGUUUCCAGCUACCUCCAUGAACAUGUACUCUGACUCCUACCUUGUUUGAAACCGCCGGUUCUCAGUGUCCACAUUCUGUUUUGGCAUUUUUGAUGGGUAUCUGAAAGUUAACUUUACUGUUAUGCUAACGACUGCUAUGCUAAUAAAUAUUCAAAUGAAGCACCCUAGUGCUCAGUGUGUCACUGUUGCAUUAUGUGAAAAGUAGUAUUUGUACGUAUAAACGAUCUGUGGGCUGCCACCUUGGGUUUAGAAAAUAUCCGGCCCGCGGGUACUUUACACCAUGUUAAACCGCCGAUUUGGCUGUUGCGUGUGAUGCUUGGAGUUCAAGAGCAACUGACCUAACGUACGUAAAUGUCUAAUUAGUUCUAAUGACUAGGAAUUGGUGUCAAAUGUUGAAGCCAUACAGGGAGCAAUAUAGCCAAUGUAUGGAGAGAGGCAAUAAAUAGGUUUUGACAAAGAAAGUCAUCACAAUGUAAACUUCUUUUGGUUACACGUGAAAUUUAAUUAUUCCUCACUGCUUUGUGACUGCCAUCAAAUGGUAGCUUACAUACAACCUAAAACAUGUGUUAGCAUGCAUGCUAACAGUAUAACCAGUAUGUUUAAGUACUUUAUUGGACAAUUCAGAUGUUUGCAAAUGUUGGAAUUCAGUGCACAUAAGGUGCACCACAUUGUAAGGCACCGUGUCUAAUAUGUCGCGUAAUUUAUUUAGAAGAAAAUUUAAGACCUCGAAGAUUGUGAAAAUACGGUACAUUAAAAAAAAAAAAAAAAAAAACGUAUAGAGAGCAAAAUCCUUGAAUAUGCGGGCCCGCAAACGCUGAAGUGCGAAAUGGGUAAGGGCACACUGUAUUCACAAUAUUAGAAUGAAGUCUUUCAUGUUGGUCUUGUCUCGGUAUAAAAUAAUGAGCCUUUUUGCUCAAAUUUUAGUUUUGGGCCAUUUAUACCAGGCCUCGCAGCAUAGCCAGCUGGGCUGUAACAAUACACUAAGGUCACGAUUUAAUACGCGAUUCUAUUUUAAAAAAUAAAUAAAAUUUGGGUGGGGGGUGAGUUAAAAAAAGGCAUUGUGCUAGCAAAAACUGGACUAUUUAGUACACGAUACAUAUUUUUAUAAUCAUGUUUGAGGUUAUAGACUUAACAUUCUGUGAUAUAAACCAAAAAUUAAUUUACAAAAUGUUUUUUUAAAAAAAUACGUGUAGCAGAAUUAUGAAAAUUAAGUUGAGGAAAUGAACUUGCUGUCUGUUCAUGAACUACAACAGGAAUGUAAAAAUGAAGUAAAAACGUUAUAUUGGUCAUAUCAGAAACUACCGCUGGGGACAGGUUUCACUCGCAAUGUGUUUUUUUUUCCAGUGCCAUGUCCACAUAAUUUACUUUUU
Syngnathoides biaculeatus (alligator pipefish) is the source of this 1798-nucleotide messenger RNA. It is a transcript of the gene snrpe, whose product is annotated as small nuclear ribonucleoprotein polypeptide E. The record is from RefSeq and is a predicted model, not a curated record. Gene Ontology annotation, molecular function: RNA binding. Gene Ontology annotation, cellular component: U4 snRNP; U5 snRNP; precatalytic spliceosome. The coding region runs from base 136 to 477 and encodes 113 amino acids. The transcript is spliced from 5 exons. Gene Ontology annotation, biological process: mRNA splicing, via spliceosome; spliceosomal snRNP assembly. NCBI's taxonomy places the organism in Eukaryota, Metazoa, Chordata, Actinopteri, Syngnathiformes, Syngnathidae.